Molecule: messenger RNA, 2683 nt
Organism: Megalobrama amblycephala (Wuchang bream)
Lineage: Eukaryota; Metazoa; Chordata; Actinopteri; Cypriniformes; Xenocyprididae
Product: tripartite motif-containing protein 16-like
Exons: 6
Coding region: 81-1709 (542 amino acids)
Molecular function (GO): zinc ion binding; protein binding
Source: RefSeq, a predicted model, not a curated record
AAUCACCUGAGUUCAGAGAAAGUGAAACUGAAGUGUAGUUGAGCUGUUGUGUGUUUGUGUCUCUGUAUUCAUGCAGUAAAAUGGCAGAAGCCAAAAUUUCUCAGGAGGAGUUAAUGUGUCCAAUGUGUCUGGAUCUCCUGAAGGAUCCAGUGACCAUCCACUGUGGACACAGUUACUGUAAGAUCUGUAUUACAGGCUGCUGGGAUCAGGAGGAUAAGAAGAGAGUCUACAGCUGCCCUCAGUGCAGACAGACCUUCAGUCCAAGACCUGCUUUAGCUAAAAACACCAUUCUGGCUGAAAUGGUGGAGAAACUGAAGAAGAUUAAACUUCCUGCUGACUGUUACGCUGGAGCUGGAGAUGUGCAGUGUGACAUCUGUACUGGAAGAAAACACAAAGCCAUCAAGUCCUGUCUGGUGUGUCUGGAGUCUUACUGUCAAACUCAUUUUGACCGUCAUGAGGAAUUUCACUCUCGUAAGCCACAUAAAGUGACUGAAUCCACUGGACGACUGCAGGAGAUGAUCUGCCCGAAACACGACAAGAUCCUUGAGGUUUUCUGCCGCACUGAUCAGAAGUGUAUAUGUGUGCUGUGUAUGGAUGAACAUAAAAACCACAACACUGUAUCAGCUGUAGCACAGAGAACAGAGAAACAGCACCAGCUGAAGGAGACGCAGAGUUGGUUCCAGCAGAGGAUCCAGCAGAGAGAGAAAGAUCUUCAGCAGCUGAGAGAGGCUGUGGAGUCUCAUAAGCGCUCUGCACAGACAGCAGUGGAGGACAGUGAGAGGAUCUUCACUGAGCUCAUCCGCUCCAUUGAGAGAAGCCGCUCUGAGGCCACUCAGCUGAUCAGAGAUCAGGAAAAGACUGCAGUGAGUCGAGCUGAAGGACGACUGGAGCGACUGGAGCAGGAGAUCAAUGAUCUGAGGAGGAGAGACGCUGAGCUGGAGCAGCUUUCACACACACAGGAUCACAUCCAUUUCCUGCAGAGUUUCCAGUCUCUCUCAGCUCCUCCUGAAUCUACAGACGUAAAUGAUGAUCCCUUCAGUUCUCUCUCCUCUUUUGAUGGAGUGAGAGAAUCUGUCCGUCAGCUGAGAGACAAACUGGAGGAUUUCUGCAAAGAGGAGCUGAAGAAGAUCUCUGACAGAGUCACUUUCACCAACAUUGUUCCCAGAACCAGGAACGACUUCCUACAAUAUUCCCAUCAGCUCAAUCUGGAUCUGAACACAGUGAAUAAACUCCUCUGUCUGUCUGAGAGGAACAGAGUGAUUACUUACACUAACACAAAGCAGUCGUAUCCUGAUCAUCCAGACAGAUUUGAUUAUCUUCAGGUGUUGUGUAGAGAGAGUGUGUGUGGACGCUGUUACUGGGAGAUUGAGUGGAGUGGGAAAAAUUAUGUGUAUAUAUCAGUGUCAUAUAAGAGCAUCAGCAGGAAGGGACGGGGUAAAGAGUGUUUGUUUGGACGUAAUGAUCAGUCCUGGAGUUUGAUCUGCUCUUCCUCCAGUUACUCAUUCAGACACAAUAACAUAGAGACUAAACUUCCAGUAAAGUCCAUCAUCAGUAUAAUAGGAGUGUAUGUGGAUCACAGUGCAGGAACUCUGUCCUUCUACAGCGUCUCUGGAGACACAAUGAGCCUCAUCCACACAGUCCAGACCACAUUCACUAAACCCCUCUAUCCUGGGUUUUAUGUUUAUAAUGGAUCAGUGAAACUGUGUUGAUAAAUCAGAAUAGACUGCAAAAAAUGAAAUCUUGAUGAGUCUUGUUUUUUUUUCUUCUAAGAUAAAUAAACUAGCCUAGAAUUAAAAGUAAAAGAUUAAUUUGCUUGUUUUGAGCAAAUGUAACUUAAAUUUUCUUACUUAGAAAAAAUGGCUAAUUCUGGUGAUUUAUUUAAAUGAAUUAAGUAUCUUUUUAAAGUGUAUGGUAUAUUUUGACACAGUAAAUCCUGAAAACAGAAAUUUCAAGCCAUACUUUCUUAUUUUAAGAGCAUAAUGUUUCUUAUUUUUAGAAAACAAUGUUAGGAUAUUCUGACAAAGAUUUUUUUUUUUUAAAUUAUACUUUACAUUAUUUAACUUCAUUUGAACCAAAUGAGAAACAAGAAAGUAGCAAAUCAGAGAAGCAUAUUUUAUUCUGUGCUGACAACAGUGUGAAUUUAUAUUGAGAUGUCUUGUACAGCAAAAAGUAUCUCAUAAAUUGAACAUGCAGGUUUUUUUAACAAUAGCCAAGUACACAUAAGGAGCUGAACAAAUUUAAUUUGAACAAAAUGUCUCAUCUUUAAAUCUCUAUAGUCAGUAAGUAAAAUGGGGAUAAAAAAAUUAAAUACAAAUAUAAAAGAGGAAACUGACUGUGUGCUUUUUCACUUUUCUUUGUUCUCAUUUUAGCAGUUACUGGUGCACUUGUACAUUGCACACACAUCUCCGAGAUAAUACUUCAGAGGAAUAUAAGUAUGGUUCUUAAAACUGAGUGCAUAAUAUGAUGUAUAAUCUACAAUUGUGUCUGCAUCCACUAUCUCAGUGGCUUGAGCAAGGUUUGGGACAUCGAUUUCAUAAGAAGCAAACUCAUGACUGAAACCCACUGUGUCAUAAACCUGACAUUCAAAGCAAUACAAUGAGGAAUUUGCAAUGUACAGGUGCUGGUCAUAUAAUUAGAAUAUCGUGAAAAAGUUAAUUUUUUUAUUGUAAAUUAUUUUUAAAAA